Molecule: messenger RNA, 702 nt
Organism: Opisthorchis viverrini
Lineage: Eukaryota; Metazoa; Platyhelminthes; Trematoda; Opisthorchiida; Opisthorchiidae
Exons: 2
Source: RefSeq, a predicted model, not a curated record
AUCAGUCUUUAAUUGCCCUCCCGGAUGAUGAACGCAACCCAGCGGUCCUCGGUUCCAGGAAAUGUUCCAAACCCACGAGUCCAAACAUUCUGACGGAAGGUGGCUCAAGUGGAGAUUCCCCAGUGAACACUUGUACCACUCUCUUCUUAUCUGGAGGUGAACAAAGCGGUACGGAGGGAAGUAGCGCUUCGUUAAGUCAGGUACAGCAGAAGCAAGUGAAGCCAACAAAUUACUACCAUUUGUAUGCGAAACCUCAGUCUUUAUUGAUGUGCAGUCGAUUUUGUCUUCAAGACCGCCUACAAGAUGAGGAAGUCAUCACGUAUGCAUGGAAAAGAAUACCUCCUGAUGGAGGCAUCCUGUCUAUUGAAGAGACCGGAGAAAGGCAAACCUUCGGUGUGCCAUCUGCUCAUGCAGGGAGGAUAUUCAUGUCAUUGCCUUCUACUACCUGCGAAGCUAGCGUCGCAAAGCUACUUCGAUUUGCUGCGUUCACUGCACCUUGCGAUACAACUCGGGACAACAGCAUACGUAUUUACGUUUUACCUGAUACGAAUGAUACAUUAAAGAUAGUGACACGUAUUGAAAUGAAGCUGGGCGGCAAACUUGUGGACCUGUCACGUCAGUUCCCUUUUAGUGACGACGGUGGCUGCCUGAUAUUCCAAAUUGUUGCACUCUCCGACGGAUUUCGGAGUCGUCUUCCAGGCG